This is a messenger RNA of Cladophialophora bantiana CBS 173.52, 2481 nucleotides long. RefSeq lists its product as uncharacterized. Lineage: Eukaryota; Fungi; Ascomycota; Eurotiomycetes; Chaetothyriales; Herpotrichiellaceae. The transcript has a single exon. The record is from RefSeq and is a predicted model, not a curated record. Bases 1 to 2481 code for a protein of 826 amino acids.
AUGGCACGAAUACGGAGUCGGGGAGAAUCAGAUCUCGAGAAGGAAGGUUUUCUAAAUCGUCACCCACACAGCAGCGAAGACGAUAGUAACGACACCUUCGACGAGGAAGAAGGAAACCCUUCGGUCGCGUCCUCCCGAGCCACCUCUGCCUCCUACAAGCCCAUGCUCAUCAACAAAGCCUACAGCUCCAAACGAUCCUCUUCCCCCUCCUACCUCGGCAGGAUGCCUCGGUCCAUCAUGCGAUAUCUCUGCCUAGGGGUCGCCGUCACCCUCCUCAUCUUCAUCUUUUCGCUGGUGCGAAUGAGUUACGUCGCAGAACAGGAGGUGCAAGAAGCCAUUGAACAAGAAAAGAUGAAGCCCAAACCUCCCCCAUGGGAAGAUUUUCCGUUUCUGCAAAGAUAUUAUGGGGGAAUACGGUCGAUGGUGCCGGUCGUGGAUAACGUGCCUGAGUAUCCACGGAAGGAGGACGAGGUGGAAUGGGAGAAACUGAAUAUUACUGAAGAAGCUGUUGAAAACUUAACGCCAGACGAGGCUCACCCUGCUAGAAAGGAAAGGAGAAAGAGAGCGAUCCAGCCUAGCAAGAGAUUCGAACCAUAUCCCAGCUACACUUCGCCAGAAUAUGUUGCCAAAUACGGUGAAAAGGUGGACUGUUACCUGGAUGCCGAGAAUACCAUCUCAAUCCCGCAGGUGCGGAUAUACGAGGGCAUUCCACGGGGGUUUCCGGACAUGGUCAUGGGUUCUGCGAAGCUCCUGGGUCUCAGGGACGACAUCUGCUAUGACCGAUUUGGGCGCUUGGGACCCUAUGGCCUUGGGUACAGCAUCAACCGAGGUGGAAGUGGUGCCCAGCAGGAGGGCGAAAGAGAAGGGGCCGAUUUGGUGUGGCAGGAAGCGCCCGAAGUGGACUGGAGAAAAGUCCAUUGGGCCGACGCUCAGCAAAGAUGCGUGUUGGCAAAUAAUCACCGUUUCAAGGAACUGCCCGAGAAACCACGAAUCGAUACGUUCCGAGCGAUGCCGAUCGGCACCGUCUACAACAAGAGAGACGAUCUUGUUGAUUUUGAGGCCAUGCCAACAAAGACACCCGAGAGCCCCAAGAGGCCCAAGACUGGCUCAGAAAGACUUCCUCGGACGGCAGUUGUGAUCCGCACUUGGUGGGAUUACCCAUACACGCCCGAAGACAAGAUCUAUCUUCGUUCCCUGAUUUCAGAGUUGACCAUGUUGAGCGGCGGUGAGUAUGUGGUGCAUUUCCUGGUCCAAGUCAAAUCCAACGAUGUGCCCAUAUUCUCCGAUGACGAAACCUACGAGCGUGUUCUUCGAGACUCAUUACCCGAAGAAUUCAGAGGCAUGGGCACCCUCUGGACCGAAAAGCAAAUGGAGCUCAUGUACGGCGGUCUGGAAGAGACAAACAUGCGCGGAUUGCCCGUUCACGGAGUGUAUCGCAGUACCUUUAUGCCCAUGCAAUACUUCGCCUAUCAGCAUCCCGAGUACGAUUUCUUCUGGAACUGGGAGAUGGACAUUCGAACCACGCACCACUGGUACCAUUUCUUCGACAGCGUCACGAAAUGGGCCAAGCAGCAACCACGCAAACUCCUCUGGGAAAGAAACAGCCGGUUUUAUGUUCCCUCCGAACACGGCGAAUGGGAAGACUUUAGCCAAAUGGUUCGCAUCCAAACGGAACACGGCACAAACAGCGUCGCCAAUCUAUGGAGCAGUCUGAACCGCGCAAACAAGGAUCCCAAUGACCCGAGCUCCAAGACUACCCCUGCGGGAGCGAUGAAACAGCAAGGUGACAAACCAAUCUGGGGUCCUGAACGACCGCUUGAUGACGACGUCGCCAUGGAUACGGACCCGACUCCACCCACCUCGUUUGAAAAGGACAAGUACACAUGGGGUGUCGGCGAAGAAGCAGACUUGAUUGUGUUCAACCCGCUAUUCGACCCCGAUGGCACGACGUGGCUUCUGACGGAUGACACCACGGGGUACAACAUCACGCGUGGCCGUCCACCACGCCGGACCGCCAUAAUAACGGCGUCCCGUCUCUCUCGCAAAUUACUGUUAACUAUGCACAAGGAAACCGCCCUCAAGAAACACAGCAUGUUCUCCGAGAUGUGGCCCGCCUCCUGCGCGCUGCAACACGGCCUGAAGGCCGUCUACGUGCCCCACCCAGAAUACAUCGACCGCAAAUGGCCCACCAACUAUCUCGCCUCAGUCUUCAAUGCAGGCCGCAAUGGCGCCACCGGCGGCGCCCGCACCUCUGUCUUUGGCGAGCGCGAGCAUAACUUCAGAGGUACCACCUGGUAUUACAAUGCCGGGUUCCCCGAGGUUCUCUGGCAUCGAUGGUUGGGAAUGAAGUUCAACAAUGACGGCGGGGAACAGUGGGAGGUGGCAGGGGAAGGGAGGAUGUGUCUGCCUGGCGUGCUGUUGCAUCCAAUCAAGAGGGUCGAGUUAGUGCAGGAAGGGAGGAGGGCGGAUCAAGCUGGAUGA